AGGAAGGCGCUCCUGCUGCUGAAGAAGAAACGAUACCAGGAUCAACUGCUGGACAAGACCGAGAACCAGAUCGGGAACCUGGAGCGCAUGGUCCAGGACCUGGAGUUCGCUCAGAUCGAGGCGAAGGUCAUUCAGGGGCUGAAAGUCGGAAACGAGUGUCUGAAGAAGAUGCACGAGGUGAUGUCCAUCGAGGAGGUCGAGCGGAUCAUGGAUGAAACUCAAGACGCCAUCGAGUACCAAAGGCAAAUCGACGAGAUGCUGGCCGGCUCGCUGUCACAGGAGGACGAGGACGCCGUCCUGGCUGAGCUGGAGGCCAUCACUCAGGGAGAAGUUGAGCUUCCUGAUGUUCCUGCAGACGAGCUUCCAGACGUCCCAGAGGUCUCCGAGAAGAAAGCAGGUUUGUUCUCUCACUCGCUCUCUCUUUAAUAAUAUCUAUGUAUAUA
Molecule: messenger RNA, 443 nt
Organism: Plectropomus leopardus (leopard coralgrouper)
Lineage: Eukaryota; Metazoa; Chordata; Actinopteri; Perciformes; Serranidae
Source: RefSeq, a predicted model, not a curated record